AGAUUCCCGUCUCCCUUCUCAUUCCAGCCUCGUCUCGUCGCCGUCUACGCCUCUCUCUCUCUCUCUCUCCCUCUCUCUUGCUCUCCCUCAUCUCAUUGUUCCAGAGUAGGCCAAAUCCGAAGUCCUUCCCAGGGAGUGGCUCUGUUCGUCUUGUCCUCCAGCCAAAGUGGGAACAGUGUGAGGAGGAGAGAGACACGGCAGCAGCCCGCGGCUCGGGGAAGAGAAGAGCACCACGGAGACAUGCUGCUCGUGGGACCCAAGGCGCUGCUGCUCCUCACCGCGCUGGUCGUGCCCUCUGACUGGACACCCCUGGGGGUCCGCGGUCAGCGAGGAGAUGAUGUGACUCGAACGACUCCAGAAACAUUCACAGAUGACCCUAAUCUGGUGAAUGAUCCCUCUACAGAUGAAACAGUUCUAGCUGACGUUGGGUCUCCCGCAGAGGAUCUGGCCUCACCCAGUGAUAAAAAUGCCACGGCAGAGUGCCGGGAUGAGAAAUUCGCUUGCACGAGACUCUACUCUGUGCAUCGGCCAGUCAGGCAAUGCAUUCAUCAGCUGUGCUUCACCAGUUUACGACGGAUGUACAUUGUCAACAAAGAGGUCUGCUCCCGGCUCGUCUGUAAGGAGCAUGAAGUAAUGAAAGAUGAACUUUGCCGCCAGAUGGCCGGUCUGCCCCCGAGGCGACUCCGACGCUCCAACUACUUCCGACUCCCACCCUGUGAAGAUGUGGAUGUGCAGAGACCCAUUGGUCUGUGACCAACAGGGAGGGAGGGAGACAGAAUGUGUGCGUGAGAGGGAAGGGCGUCCCUUCUUCUCCAGCCAUCGCCAGCCAACCCAUAGACAGGAGUUAUUUCUUAGACCUGUCCUUUGGGUUGUCCGACUUUUUGCCCUUACUCCCUAAUUUUCCAUCCAGACUGGUAACAUGUAUCUCAUUUUUAAGUACUUAAAAUACAAAGUCUAUAUUAUUGCAUGUCUUUGCUGUUCCCAAUAAACUAGAUGUAAUGGAUAAAUGA
Tupaia belangeri chinensis (Chinese tree shrew) is the source of this 1010-nucleotide messenger RNA. It is a transcript of the gene MFAP5, whose product is annotated as microfibril associated protein 5. Gene Ontology annotation, cellular component: microfibril. The record is from RefSeq and is a predicted model, not a curated record. Gene Ontology annotation, biological process: embryonic eye morphogenesis. NCBI's taxonomy places the organism in Eukaryota, Metazoa, Chordata, Mammalia, Scandentia, Tupaiidae. Bases 241 to 753 code for a protein of 170 amino acids. The transcript has 10 exons.